CCGCUUCAGGCCCUCCCAAGGGGGGCCACUCUAGCGGUGACGCCUCGUUCACUUUCCCCAGGUAGGCCAGUGCCUGUCCUCUUUGGAGGGUGACGGACCAGCGCUGGCGAAACUGGCUAAGUAGUUUCGCCGCCUGGAGUUUGAGGAAGGCCGGCACUUCCGCGCAGGGGCAGCCGUAUGUCUCAACGGCCAGCGGGAAGAAGCCUACGUAUUCUGCCCUGUGGCGCAAACCUGUGCUGCAACUCCCUCAACGGCCCCAUCCCUGCCUCCUUCAGCGGCCUUGCCUCCCUCGCCUAUCUCGACCUGCAGGAAAACGCACUGAGCGAGGCAAUUCCGGAUGCCAUUUCGCUCAUGACCGCUCUUACAAGCCUAUUUCUGUCCAAGAACAUUCUUGCAGAAAGCAUUCCAACGGAGAUGGGCAAAUUGCUGCAGCUUCAGUCCCUGCACCUUGACAACAACGAGGUGGUGGGCAGCAUUCCCGACGCCCUGAGUGCCCUCACAAACCUGGAUCACUUGUCCAUGGCUGCCAAUCACUUGGUGGGCGCCGUCCCCAACUUCCUCACCUCCUUCGUUUUGCUCACACACCU
Molecule: messenger RNA, 587 nt
Organism: Closterium sp. NIES-67
Lineage: Eukaryota; Viridiplantae; Streptophyta; Zygnematophyceae; Desmidiales; Closteriaceae
Source: the annotation of a GenBank genome assembly